Molecule: messenger RNA, 1149 nt
Organism: Ostreococcus lucimarinus CCE9901
Lineage: Eukaryota; Viridiplantae; Chlorophyta; Mamiellophyceae; Mamiellales; Bathycoccaceae
Exons: 2
Biological process (GO): RNA polymerase II preinitiation complex assembly; transcription initiation at RNA polymerase II promoter
Cellular component (GO): SAGA complex; SLIK (SAGA-like) complex; transcription factor TFIID complex
Molecular function (GO): protein heterodimerization activity; transcription coactivator activity; RNA polymerase II general transcription initiation factor activity
Source: RefSeq, a predicted model, not a curated record
AUGAGCGCGCCGAGCCGCGUGCACGUCGAUUCCGUGCGCGCGAUCGCGGCGACGAUCGGCGCGCCGCCCGUGGACGCCGACGCCGCGCGCGCGCUGGCGAGCGAUUGCGAGUACCGGCUGCGACAGGUGUUUCAAGACGCGAUGAAAUGCAUGCGGGCGUCGAAACGAACGACGCUCUCGGCCGAGGACGUCAACGCGGCGCUGCGAUUGAGAAAUUGCGAACCGCUGUAUGGAUUCGGGGCGGGAACGAGCGAUUAUGAAUAUAAACAGACGCGCGAGGAUCCGGAUGUGUUUUACGUGGAGGACCGAGAGAUCGACAUGCGGGAAUUGCUGACGAGGAAGUUGCCGAGACCGCCGAUCGAGGUGAACUUGGUGCCGCACUGGUUGGCGGUGGAGGGAGUGCAGCCGAUGAUUCCAGAGAACCCGAUGGUGCCCGCGGCGGAACCGGUGGCGAUCGAACCUCCGCGUGGGAUGAAACGGCCGCGGCCGCGAGCGAUGGGGGCGAAAGAGAAUGGUGGGGAUCCGGACGCGGGAGGAUUGUUACCCGUGGUGUCGCACACGCUGAGCCGGGAAUUGCAGUUUUAUUUCGACAAGGUCACGGCGCUGAUUCGACAGGCUGGACGCGCCGAUGCGAGCGACCGUGAAGUUGAAUUGCUCUCCACCGCGCUGCGAUCGCUGAGCGCGGACGUCGGUCUGCACAAUUUGAUGCCUUACUUUACGCAGUUCAUCACCGAGGAGACGACGCAAAACCUGAGGGAUUUGCCGCGGUUGCGAGUGUUGAUUCAGAUGAUUCGGGCGUUAAUUUCCAACCCCGACAUAAACGUGGAGCUGUAUUUACACCAGCUCAUGCCGAGCGUGGUGACGUGCGUGGUGGCGAAGCGUUUAUGUCAAAAUUUGGACGAAGACCACUGGUCGCUGCGAGACGACGCGGCGUACACCAUGGCGUUCAUUUGCGGCAAGUUCGGCGACGCCUAUCCAAGCAUUCGACCUAGGAUCACGCGCACGUUGUUGCGGGCGUUAUUGGAUACCAAACCAAUGACCACGCACUACGGCGCGAUUCGAGGCUUGCACGCUCUCGGUCCCAAGGUCGUGCGAGAGACGGUGAUGCCCAACUUGCGCUCGUACUUGAACACGCUCGAGCCGUUGCUC